CGCGCGCCGACCUCGUGAAUUUGACAACAGCAUGGCAAUGUGAAUAUAUUAUAUUCACUUGCACGUCUGGGCUUGCACCAUAAUACUAUCGACACUUCACAGAAAACAGAUGCAAUUUUGUCACCGUGGGCAAUCAAUUAAACCUGUGAUUUUGGAAAGAUCUCUUUCAGUGUUUGAUUUGGAUAUUUCAUAUUUCAUGUGUGUUUGAGUUAAACCAGUGGAUAAACGACUGAUUACAUAUUGACACCAUCUGAUCGCUCGGAGGGAGGAUCCAAUUUUUGAAAUCACACGAAGUUACAAGCGAGGAGUGACAGCUCCCACGAAACGCGGACCACCUAUUUGAUACCGGGACCCGAUAGUUGAAAGACCAGGGAUCGAAACCGUUUUAACCCCAGCAUCCUCCAAACCCGGACAGUUUUCUCGCCAUCGACUUAAAGUGAAGGAGUGUCCCCGCCAUGGUGUCCUACAAGAUACGAAACGGACGGAUAGACGACUGCGAAGAUGUUGUCCGGCUCAUGCAGAAAUUGUCUGCGCAUGAGGGCUUCGCGGGCCAGACGAAAAUCACCCCAGACGAUCUUCGCCGAGAUGGAUUUGGCCCCGACCCGGUCUUCCAGUGCGCAGUACUGGAGAAGCUCUGCGAUGACGGGGUGUCGGUGUUGGUAGGAUACGCCCUGUAUUUCUACGGCUUCUGCUCUUGGAAUGGAAGGAUGCUUUAUUUCGAGGAUCUCUUCGUCGAGAGGGAGUAUCGAGGUAUGGGACUGGGCGUGGCUCUCAUGCACAAGGUUAUCAAAAUGGCGGUCGACCGAGGCUGCAAUUGCAUCCAAGCUUGCGUGGUGGAAUGGAAUACAGAGGUUCGACAACUGUACCGGCACCUCGGCAUCGAGGACCUGACCGAGACAAAGAAAUACCACCUCCUCUCGUUCACAGGCGAAAAAUUGGACAAAUUCGUGAAGAAAGAGUCGUUUAUCAGCAAAGACAUGAUCCUCAAAGCUGAUUUGUGAUUGUCUGUAAUUGUUUUUUUUUAGAACAGAACUGCAGAGCUGCAUGGUUCAAGAUUUGGAGCCAGUGUUGUCGGCCAGGUGGAAGGGAACUUCGGAUAUAAAUUUCUCGGGAUAAAUUUCUUUAGACAAUGCCGAAGACUCGACUAUGCCAUUCCUGUAGGCGGACAGGGGCAGCGUUUCAUGAAGGACUUGUUGGAAGUUUUGUCUGACAAACAGUGCUUCAUCAGACAGUCACCACGGAAACAUUGCUUCCCAGCCAGUGAAAAUUCAGGAAAGUUGCAAGAUCUAGCUGACAUGUCGGACGAAAAUUGCUGCAGAUAGGUGAAAGCUGCAAACAUGUUUCCUAUGUGAUUUUAUAUACCACCUUGCGCUAUGUGGCGGAAAGUUGGACUGCCGCGUUGGUACGGAAAUUAUGGAAACAAACUACUAGGAAAGAAUAUUAUUUUGUCAACUUAACGUUUCAUUAUCCACCAACAAAUAUAACAAAAUUGAAAAUAAACGUUGAUAAGGGACAAAGAAUCUCAAAUUAUUUCCAAACACUCUUCAUUUUUCCGACAUAGAUAAAUCAACCAUCGUGAUAAAUAUCAAACCUGAACUUGCAGUUCAAUGACUUUCUUUUUAUCAAAUAUGUAUCCGUGACAAGACUAGUUUACAGUACAGUUGUAGUCUAUUGAGUACUCCUACUGUGUAACUGACGGCUUUAGAAUGCAGUCACAUUUGAAACAAUAAUACUCAUAUUAUUUUCUUUGAAGAAUAUGAUGUAAGAUCGAACCUAAUGCGGUCGAGAUGCUUCCCCGCUGCUACCAGCGGGGAAGCAUCUCGCCCUUAUGAAGUUUAAGUAGU
Molecule: messenger RNA, 1844 nt
Organism: Lytechinus variegatus (green sea urchin)
Lineage: Eukaryota; Metazoa; Echinodermata; Echinoidea; Temnopleuroida; Toxopneustidae
Product: thialysine N-epsilon-acetyltransferase-like
Exons: 5
Coding region: 456-1001 (181 amino acids)
Molecular function (GO): N-acetyltransferase activity
Source: RefSeq, a predicted model, not a curated record